AUGAAUUCUCAUUAUUCCACACGAAAAAAAUGGCAAACCCUACUCAAUAUCCUCAUACUUCAAUUAUUAGGAAUUUUUUUUUUUGCAAAAGGAUUUUUUCCAUACAAAGCUAAUUUAUCAGGCCUGUCAUCAAUAAAUGAUUUACCUCCAUUACCUACUGGAGAAAAAAUACUACCACCAAAGCCAAAAUUUGAUCGAUUGGUAUUUAUGCUAAUUGAUGCACUAAGAAGCGAUUUCGUGUUUGGAAAGAAUUCUGGAUUGAAAUUUGUUCAAAGUCUUAUUUCAGAAAAACUCGCCAUUCCUUACACAGCGAUAGCGACUGCUCCAACGGUUACUUUACCUCGAAUCAAAGCUUUAACGACUGGAACUGUACCUAAUUUUUUGGACGCAAUACUUAACAUUGCAGAAUCUGAUAAUUCAUCUUCAUUAGCAUCUCAAGAUAAUUGGUUAGUACAAUUGAAGAACGUUGGUAAUAAGUCUAUAUCAUUUUUUGGUGAUGAUACUUGGAUAAAACUUUUUCCUGGUUUAUUCCAUGAAACGGAUGGAACCACUUCUUUCUUCGCUGCGGACACAGUUGAAGUUGAUGUUAACGUUACUCGAAAUGUAGCUCCACAAUUGUCAAAGUCUGAGUGGGAUGUUUUGAUAUUUCAUUACCUUGGAUUGGAUCAUAUUGGACAUUCAAGUGGUCCUCGUAGUCCUUUGAUGUUACCAAAGCAACACGAGAUGGAUGAAGUUGUAAAGAUGAUAUACGAGACCAUACUGGAACAGGACAAGAAAAGGAUUAGGGAUGAUCUUAAUGCGAAGCCCACCCUUUUUGUGUUAUGUGGAGACCAUGGAAUGAAUGAGGCAGGAAAUCACGGUGGUUCAUCUAUUGGUGAAAUAUCAACCGCAUUUGUUUUCAUGAGUUCCGAAUUCAUCUCCAUGAAGCAUGUUCCUGAAACUUUUAGCAUACCAAACGAUGAGCAUUCCAUGUCUUUUUACAAAGUUAUAAACCAGGUGGAUUAUGUUUCUACUAUUAGCUAUUUAUUUGGAGUUCCUAUUCCAAAGAAUAAUUUGGGAAUUUUGUUGCUAGACUUGAUAGGCGAUAUUGAUGCUUUGGAGAAAUUGCGUGCGUUACAGUUAAAUGCACAUCAAAUAGCUGGUAUAUUACAGUCAAUUUGGUCAUCAUUUGAUCGUAAUCCUAACGUUGCCCAAAGUGAAUUGGAUUGUGACAUUAAUUCUGACGACGAUCAGGUACAAUUACAAUGCUUAUAUUCGAGGGCAUAUUAUAAUCACGCCAAGUCUCUGGAAUUCAAAGACAUCAGCUAUAUUAAUGAUGCGUUGUCAUUUUAUAACAAGUCUAGUUCCCGUCUUUCAUCGAGUUUUAGUGAUUAUGAUCUUGUUUCAAUGUUCGUGGGGUUAUGCUUUAUGAUCCUUGCUGUGACAUUUUAUUUGGUUACAAUGGUAAAAUCGUAUGUUCAAUGGAACAAACGAUUUAAUAUUCAAAGUAAAAAUCUACAAACUCAUUUAGAACUCCUUAGUAUACUUGGAACAGUUGGAUUUUGUUUCACUUUGUUUGCGAGUAGUUAUAUUGAAGAAGAACAUCAAUUUUGGUCGAGUAUUAAAACACCGUUUAUAAAACAAGCAUUUGUUCUUGUGUGUAAAAUGAUAUUAAUUAGAUUAAUUAGAGCUUGGAAUCAAACCGGUCAAAAAUUUGCUGGAGAGAUUGAUAUAAGGUUCUACCUUAACACAUCAUACAUUAAUUUAAUGUGGAUAUUAUAUUUUAAUACAAUUUCUGCUUUAACUAUAAUCACUUUACGAGAAAUUCACAAAUUAUUUGUUAUUAAUAAAUCACGGCAAAGUACUAUUUUACAACUUAUUACGCAAUUAUUGGUGAUAAUCAUUGCAAUAUCUGUAACAAAAUAUAAGUUAGAAUUGGACGGAGAUGUGAAAUUGUUUCCUAAAUUAUUUAAUUUGAUUUCUUUGAUUAUACGGACAACUCAAAUUGCAACACUGGCCAGGAUUAUUUAUAUGUUACUUGCUAUAAGCCUUGUCCUAUGUACAUUUGGUAUGAAAUUAAAUGUAAAAUUCGAGAAAGGGUCGAGUAUAAGAAAUUUUCCGAAAAUAACACUAUGUUUAAUAACAUAUUUAUUUAUCUUAUUAUCAAGACCACAUAAUGUACCAUUAUAUGGAUUAUAUUAUUUACAAUAUUAUUUAUUUUUAAAAUUAGUUGAUUAUUCAACUGUUACUGCUACUAAUAAUGAUUCAUUAUUAACCCCAUUAUCUUAUAAUUUUUUAAUAAUAUCAUUUGAAUUUUUAUCAUUCUUCUCUUUAGGUAAUUCUAAUUCUUUAUCAUCUAUUGAUAUAAGUCAUUCAUAUACCGGUAUUAACAACUAUAAUGUUACAUUCGUUGGAUUAUUAACUUUUUUGGGAAACUGGAGUGGUCCCAUUUGGUGGUGUUUUGCCAGUAUCAUAUUAAGAAAUGAGAUAUUAAUACGUUGGAAAUUAAGUAAAGAAAUUCGUAAUGAAGAAAUUGAUAUUAGUGAAGAAAAAGUAUUUAUAAAAGACAAAAUAAUAUAUGAUUCAUCACCUUUAAAGAUAACUUUAUUUUCUGAUUAUUAUAUAUAUACAUCAUUGUUUCAUUCUAUUGUAAUAUUUACAUUAUCUAUUGGAGUUAUGAUCUUAAGAAAUCAUUUAUUUAUUUGGACGGUAUUUUCACCUAAAUAUUUAUUUCAAAUAGUUUGGAAUAUUUUAUUUCAUUUAGGCAUUGAACUAAUUUUAAUUGGAGCUUUUGAGAGAUUAAAUAGAAUUUGA
Molecule: messenger RNA, 2793 nt
Organism: Funneliformis geosporum
Lineage: Eukaryota; Fungi; Glomeromycota; Glomeromycetes; Glomerales; Glomeraceae
Source: the annotation of a GenBank genome assembly